Penaeus monodon (black tiger shrimp) is the source of this 531-nucleotide messenger RNA. Its product is annotated as NEDD4-binding protein 2-like. NCBI's taxonomy places the organism in Eukaryota, Metazoa, Arthropoda, Malacostraca, Decapoda, Penaeidae. The transcript has a single exon. The coding region runs from base 1 to 531 and encodes 176 amino acids. The record is from RefSeq and is a predicted model, not a curated record.
AUGAGUGACGCUGAUGCAGGAACGCACACUGGCGCUGAAAUCGUGAACUACAACUUCAUGUCAGAACGCGCUGAGUCUCAGGCACUCCGAUGCAAGGCCCUAGAGCAUCGGCGAGAGAGAGAUGACUUGCUUGCGCGGUCCCUCGACGCCCACAGCCAGGGGCUCUUCCUGGCCUCGGCCUAUUACAGCAAGCUGGCGGGGCUCCAUCACGACGCAAUGACCAUGGCCAACCAGCAGGCUGCCGCCAUCAUCGCCUCCUUCGUCAACAAGAGGCAUCUGCUCACGCCGGAAACUACGCUUGAUUUGCACUACCUCCACGUUGGGGAAGCCCUCACUCUUCUCGGGGACUUCUUGGAGCGGGAGAAGCGUCGAAAAGGGCCUGAGGAGAAGAGGCAGGUAGUUAUCGUCACGGGGCGUGGAGCCCACAGCAACGGGCCCGCCAGAGUCAAGGAUGCAGUCGUAAAAUUCCUGGAACAGAAGCGAUUAAGAUACACGGAGCAAAAUCCUGGACGUCUUGCUGUUACCCUGUAG